AUGGCGAAGCUUGAACAAGUCCCGGGCCAUUUUUCAAAGGAGGCUGGGAGUGAUUGGCUCGCGAUCGCUGCCACUUCCUCCGCGAGUGUGAAGGAGCACGAGGUUGGGCGCGGUAUGGCCCAGAGUUCCGCUACGUCGAGUCCCCCGGCCCGGGUUUACACGUCCCCGGGCACGCGCAUGCGCCGGCCGCGCUGCCCUGCGAUUCGCCCCAUGCGUGCGGGAAGGGCAAGCCUCUGCAAGCCUGCUAUCGCGCGGCCGCAGCACCAGAGCCAGAAGCCGGCGUUUCUUGUGCCUUUCGAGGUGUUCUAUGAUGCGCUCACGUACGCGCGUACGCUCAAGGGCUGGCCGCGCGAACCGCCGCAGAAGUCCGCUGCGCUCACGCAGGCGCCGCAGCGCCAGCAGGAGCACGUCGACGAGCUCGUCGCCGCCAUGGUCGAGCGCUGGCUGGGCCCUUCCCUGCCACUGAUUCAGAUCUUCUGCUGUUCCACGCCCUCUGUCUCUCAUAAUCACACCCUCAGUCCUUGUCUCGGUCAACCUCAGCUCGUUGAAGCCUCUUCUGCAUCUCAUAGAUGA
Molecule: messenger RNA, 573 nt
Organism: Epithele typhae
Lineage: Eukaryota; Fungi; Basidiomycota; Agaricomycetes; Polyporales; Epitheliaceae
Exons: 4
Coding region: 1-573 (190 amino acids)
Source: RefSeq, a predicted model, not a curated record